Molecule: messenger RNA, 1400 nt
Organism: Rhodamnia argentea
Lineage: Eukaryota; Viridiplantae; Streptophyta; Magnoliopsida; Myrtales; Myrtaceae
Product: gibberellin 2-beta-dioxygenase 8
Exons: 3
Coding region: 98-1252 (384 amino acids)
Source: RefSeq, a predicted model, not a curated record
AUAUCUUCAAUAUAUCAGCGGGAAAAAAGACACACUACCAUUCAAUUUUGUCUUAAGAGUCCAAAUCAAAGUUGAGAAGAGAAAGGAAUUCUACAUAAUGUUUUCUUCGACGACAAAUCUCUUUCUCUUUGUCUCAAUCCCACAAAAGAAAGUCCCAAAACAAAAAAUGGGAAAAAAUAGGAAUUGCCCUCUUCAUGUCCCUUGUGUAUAUAACCCAAGACAUCCAUCUUCCUUUGUUUAUCAGCCUCUAACCAUGGACUCAUCGGACCCGCCAUUUCAAGAAACCUACAAGGCCCUCUUCAAGAAGUUAGCCAACAAAGCCUUGACCAUGCCCGUCAUCGUUGAGGAGCGCGACCUCCCGGUGAUCGACCUCGGCCAGCUGAGCCUCAACAAGGAGGAGAGGCGCGAGUGCAAGUUGGAGAUUGCGAGGGCCUCGCGGGAGUGGGGGUUCUUCCAAGUGUUGAACCACGGGAUUUCACGAGAGAUCCUGGAGAAAAUGAGGGAGGAACAGGUCAAGGUGUUCCGAGAGCCGUUCAAGAAGAAGAGCAGGGAGGACAAAUACCUGAAUUUCUCGGCGGGGAGUUACCGGUGGGGGACUCCCUCCCCUACGUGCUUGCGGCAGUUGUCGUGGUCCGAGGCUUUCCAUGUCCCUUUGAGCGAUAUCAUCUCCGGCACAAGAGGUGGCAACAGCACUCUCAGCUCAACAAUGGAACAAUUUGCUGGGACUGUAUCAAACCUAGCUCAGAACCUAGCAGAAAUCCUGGCAGAAGAACUGGGCCACAAAUCGACCUUCUUCAUGGAGAAUUGCCUGCCAAGCACUUGCUAUCUGAGAAUGAACAGGUACCCAACAUGUCCAAUCUCGCCUGACGUGUUCGGACUGAUGCCACACACCGACAGCGACUUCCUCACGAUCCUGCACCAGGACGAAGUUGGGGGUCUGCAAUUGGUCAAAGAUGGGGAGUGGAUCGCUGUUAAACCUAAUCCAGAUGCUCUCAUCAUCAACAUCGGCGACUUAUUUCAGGCAUGGAGCAAUGAUAUAUACAAGAGCGUCCAGCACCGAGUUGUGUCCAAUUCGAAACGGGAGCGGUACUCGACCGCGUACUUCCUCUGCCCGUCGUACGACACCGUGAUCGAGAGCUGCAACUGGCCUCCCGUUUAUAGGAGCUUCAGCUUUAGAGAAUUUAGACGACAGGUUCAAGAAGAUGUACAAACACUGGGUCAUAAGGUCGGGCUUCCCAGAUUUCUCGUGUAAAAGCUGAUUAUUUUUUUUGUUUUUGUGUCUAGAUGUUGUCCUUAUGGAUUGACUAGCUAGUUUGCUAGUUCGUGAUGGCCAUUAAGAAAGUAUCUAAAGGAAAGGUACUAGAAGAAAAAAGGAAAAAAGGAAAUACAUGGAGAGAUAU